AUGCCGUUGUCCUUGACCGGAGGAGAACUUUACUCUCGAGUCGAAUUGGCUCCAGCCCUAGACUUUUCAUUUGUUUUUCUCUUUCCCUCUCAGGAGGUUUGUACGCUACUCGCCGACACGUGGAUACCACAGGCUCUGACGCCGAGUCCCGACGCCGAGUACCAAGAGUGGUCGUGUUGCGGUGAGUCCCGGCCCGUCUGA
Protopolystoma xenopodis is the source of this 201-nucleotide messenger RNA. The record is from the annotation of a GenBank genome assembly. NCBI's taxonomy places the organism in Eukaryota, Metazoa, Platyhelminthes, Monogenea, Polystomatidea, Polystomatidae.